AUGGGGCUUAUAUGGUUUGAUGAAAAACCUGAUUGGCCCGACAUCACAUCGAUCAAAUCGUUUCGAUUAUGGAGGUAUAAGCAUCAUGGUUUGCAAGGCGCCGAAGUCGCUGAAGUUUGUCAACGAGGUCUCGAUUCAAAUGGGAAGAUCAAAACGUGGGGUUGGGCCAGAAAAGUAUACGACUUUUUCGAUCAUUACCAGAAGAAUAAGAAGUUGCAACUCGCGGAUGUUGGCGUGCAAUUUUUACCACCCAAUUCCGGGAUCAAUACAAUAUUGUACGAAUUCGAUGGAUCAGGGGAUUCUGAUCCGUCUUACAUGCCCGAAAAUCGAAUUCAGGCCACAAAGCACGGAUUUUUGCCCCAUAUUCGACGACAAACGUUCGAACAAAUUGGCAAUACGUUACACAUUCAUAAUGCUGAAGCAAGGGCGGCUGGUGUGUAUUUUUGCUACGAUGACACCGCGAUCAAUCUGUUCCGCUAUUUGUAUAUUCUUCACGCAAUGACGCCGAUCAAUCGAGGGAAAAGAAUUCUU
Molecule: messenger RNA, 531 nt
Organism: Mesorhabditis belari
Lineage: Eukaryota; Metazoa; Nematoda; Chromadorea; Rhabditida; Rhabditidae
Source: the annotation of a GenBank genome assembly